Populus trichocarpa (black cottonwood) is the source of this 2940-nucleotide messenger RNA. RefSeq lists its product as uncharacterized. The transcript is spliced from 5 exons. The coding region runs from base 349 to 2601 and encodes 750 amino acids. Gene Ontology annotation, molecular function: nucleic acid binding. The record is from RefSeq and is a predicted model, not a curated record. NCBI's taxonomy places the organism in Eukaryota, Viridiplantae, Streptophyta, Magnoliopsida, Malpighiales, Salicaceae.
CUAUUAUUUCUCGAUAAGAAAACCAAAACCCUAAAUUACCUUCUCUCUCUCCAACGAAGAAGGCAAAGAAAAAAAAAGAACUGAUCUUUUUCUCUGCUUUACAUUUUAGAGUUUUUGUAAAUUUGUUUCUUUCUCUUUUUUCAUGUUUUAGUUUUCUGCCUUUUGUUUUGGUCUUUCUGUUUCAGGAGAACAAACUGAAUCGCUGAUAAUUGCCGUCUCUUUGUUGGGUUUUGUAAUCUCUAAUGGUGGCUUUUGUGCUCUGAAAUUUAGGGUCUUACAUAUCCGUUUCUAUUGCGAGUGCAGCCAAGAAAUUAUUUCUGAUUUUGAGGGCAAUUCUAGUUGGAAAUCAUGUCUUCACCAUAUCCAGUUCUUGGAACAAAACCCAUAGACCAGUGGAAGGUUACUGAGUUAAAAGAAGAGCUUAAAAGGCGGAGAUUGAAAACCAAUGGUUUGAAGGAUGAUUUGAUUAGACGGUUGGAUGACGCACUUCGUGUUGAGAUGGAAAAUGAUGAAGCACUUCGCACUGAGAGGGAAAGUGAGGAAGCACUACGCAGCGAGCAGGAAAAUGCUGCGAAGGUUGUGGUGGAUGUGGAUAAUGGUGUUCAUUUAGAGAACCCACCUAUAGUAGGGGUGAAAAUGGAAGAGGCAGUAGCAGUUGUUGCUGAGAUGGUUAAAGAUGUCGUGGAUGAUGCCGCUAAUAGAGAUGAGAAGGUGGAUAAUGUUAUGAUUCAGGUUGGCACCAAUGAGAGUGUGAAAGCCAUGGGUACAGGAGAACUUCAAGAAGAGGUCCAAAUGGGUGGUAGUGAUUCUUCUAGUACAGAUGAGGAUCUCAAUGUUCAUGCAACUACUGUGGAGACCAGUAUUACUGUUACUGAGAGUGUGGUGUCAGAAGUAGCAUUGAGUGUGAAAGCCACGGGUACAGGAGAACUUCAAGAAGAGUUCCAAAUGGUUGGUAUUGAUUCUUCUAGUUCAGAUGAGGAUCUCAAUGUUCAUGCAACUACUGUGGAGACCAGUAUUACUGUUACUGAGAGUGUGGUGCCAGAAGUAGCAUUGAGUGGGCAAGAUGUGCAAAAUUCUGGAACACAGGAGGCAAAUGAGAACUCAAAUAUCCAGCUGGAGAAUGAGGGUUUAAAGCCCCAGCUGGAGAAUGAGAAUUUGAAGCCUCCAGACGAGGAUGCCACGCUUGACUCUUCUGCUCCAGACAACCAGGUAUCUGAGGUCAGCCCUAGUUUAGGGUUUCAAGUAAAAUCUGAUUCUAUUUCUACUGAUUCUGUAUCAAUUAAUGAAAAGAUUGAACUAAAGGAUAAUAUAAUUGCUGAUAAUGUCAAAUUAGAACUAGAUAAUGUUAAGCCAGAGAUGGUGGAACCAUCAUUCAGUAAUGUUGUCCCAGUUGGUGGUGAAUCACAUCCGAUGGAUGUUGAAGAGCCACAAGAGAAGAAGGAAUCUGUUGAAGAGAAAGAUGACAGCAGUGGUACAAAUGCAUAUAUGAGAAAGAAUAAUGAUAGUGUUGAUGUGGGGUACUCGGAAAAGUUGAAUUUAGACAGGAGUUCUGGUGAUGACUCCAUGGAGGAAGAUGUUUUAGAAAGUAAGCAAAUUGAUUCAAAGUAUAAUUCUGAUGAAGUGGGUGAUGUGAGUGAAAAGAAAAAUGAAGGGCCUGUUGUGAAGGAGGAAAAUCUUGUUGGUGUUGCUGGGAAGGACUUAUCUACUGAUCAAAAGGAGGUCCAUGUUGAGAAUAAGAUUCAUCCAGUUGUGCCUGUGGAGAAAAGAAAAUUUAACGAUCAAGAAAUUGUUGGAAACUCGGAACCUUUGAAGCGGCAACGCAGAUGGAAUUCUGAGAACAUCAAGGUUCCUGAACAGCAAAGCUCAAAUUUGACACCCACCACCACACCUAAGGAUGGGUUUCAGCCUGCUCCUUUGAGACGCAACUUCUCCCGUUCUGAAUCCUCUGUUAGUGAGGAGGCACCCAAGGAACGUGUUGUUCCACCAUCACAAAAACCUUUGACCAAUUCUCUCAGAAUUGAUCGUUUUCUGCGUCCUUUUACUCUGAAAGCUGUCCAAGAACUCCUGGGCAAAACUGGGACUGUCACAAGUUUUUGGAUGGAUCAUAUCAAAACCCAUUGCUAUGUUACGUAUUCAUCUGUGGAAGAAGCCACGGAGACACGGAAUGCUGUUUAUAACCUACAAUGGCCGCCAAAUGGUGGACGCCUUUUAGUGGCCGAGUUUGUUGAUCCUCAGGAAGUGAAAAUGCGGGUGGAUGCUCCUCCUCAGUCUCCAUCUACACCUGUCACUCCUAGUGCUGCUGCACCUGCUCCUCCCACCCUGCAGCCACAACCCUCUCCUCGUCAACAGGUUUCUAGGCAGCAACUUCCACCCCCACCUUCCCUUCCACCUCCUCCACCACUCUCUAACCCACCCCAUGCCAGGGAACGAGUUGAUCUUCCUCCACCACCUCCACUUCCUGAGAAGCAUGACCCACCCAUUGUCACUCUGGAUGACCUCUUCCGGAAAACCAAAACAGCUCCUCGAAUCUACUACUUACCGUUAUUGGAAGAGCAAGUUGCAGCAAAACUUGCAGAACGUGGAAAAAACACCAAGCAAUAGGGACUGGGCUAUUAUUUACAUCCCUGGCUGCUCGUAGGAUCAUGUUAGAUAAUGGUAAGAUAGUAUCACAUAAUUGCCUCUUUGCAGGUCUGCAGGUGUUGCUUGUAGGAAGGAAUUGUCCAGCCAAGCAGAGGGUUGUGGUUCGGUGCUGGAUUUGGUUUUCUGGAAGGCUGCUUGAUGUUAAAGCUUAAGCUUUGUUUUCUUCUUUUUUAGCAUUAGAAACUUUUGAAUUGAGAGCGCUCUAUAUGAGUGGAAUGAUCUUCAUGUGGACAUAUCUUGUUUUUCUUCUGAACAAGAAACUUUCCCUAUCGUAAAUUGGUUGGAUCUACAUUCCUUGCA